This is a messenger RNA of Cornus florida, 504 nucleotides long. RefSeq lists its product as uncharacterized. NCBI's taxonomy places the organism in Eukaryota, Viridiplantae, Streptophyta, Magnoliopsida, Cornales, Cornaceae. Bases 1 to 504 code for a protein of 167 amino acids. The record is from RefSeq and is a predicted model, not a curated record. The transcript has a single exon.
AUGAAUGAAGAAGGACUUGACAGGGUGUUGCUUGCACUCCGAGGACUCCCAACUGUUAUGGAAUGGCUAACCGAAAUAAUUACAGUUCCCAAACAACCUAGGGAGCCAACUGUUGCAAAAAGAAAGAUGGAAUUCCUCUCAAAGUUUCGAAAGCUGGAUCCUCCAAAUUUUCAUGGGAACACUAGCCAUGACGUGUGUGAUGCUGAAAGAUGGAUCAAAAAAGUCAAGAAGUUAUUUGAAACGGUUGGUAUGCCAGAAGAAUUCAAGGUGUGCAUGGCAUCUUCGCUACUUUUUGAUGAGGCUGAUCAUUGGUGGGACAUUAUUAAAGCAAGGCACAACGUGGGAACUAUGACAUGGCAAGUUUUCGAGGAGCAUUUUUAUGCCCAAUACUUUCGGCAGGUUGUUCGUGAGUCCAAGCUACAAGAGUUCAUCAACCUCUCCCAGCGAGAUAUGACAGUUUCGCAAUACGAAAUCAAAUUCUCAGAAUUGAGCCGUUUCGGAUAA